This is a messenger RNA of Schistosoma guineensis, 3998 nucleotides long. The record is from the annotation of a GenBank genome assembly. NCBI's taxonomy places the organism in Eukaryota, Metazoa, Platyhelminthes, Trematoda, Strigeidida, Schistosomatidae.
CAAUAACCUACGACCUUGCAACUAAUUUAACUACAUUAGAACGUCUAAGGGAUGCAUGUUGAAUUAAUGAACUUGGAGAAUGCUGGUCUCCAGGACCGUGUUAUAGAUUUGGAAAAACGAAGUGCUGAACAAGCCAAUGAACUAGCUUGUCUAAGAAGCUCUUUGGCUGAUUGUCUACGUCGCUUAAAUCUUUUGGAAAGUGCUAGAGGUAUGAAAUUGCAUUCUUCUCAAAGACCAGUUUUGCACAAUAAUGGCUCCAAUGUGACUAAAACUAAUUCACGUACUGACUCAUCCUAUUCAUCAAGACGACAUACAAGUUCUCGUAAUCCUACUUCUACUGGACAUCAAUCGAAAAAUUCACGUGACAGUUCAUUAGUUGUUCCACAUUCUACAACAACGAGUACAACAGCAAGAACUCGUUUAAAAAGUCCUCAAAGUGUUCGAUUAAGUUCAUCAUCAACUACUUUAAAUAAUCAAGCGGUUGGUGUUUGCGGUGGAACAAAUCAAACAAGACGUAAUCGGAUUACUAGCGCUAGUUCAGAAGAUAGACAAUUUAAUAAUUUCAAUAAUAAUAAACAUGAAGGUGACAACAAAACUUUAUCUAUGUAUGAAUAUAAUGAUAUGAUAAUGUCACGACAAAGUGAACCCAUUACUUACCAACAAAAAUCAUCCACUUUAAAAUCGAAUACAUCUUCACGAUAUUAUGAAGCUUCUAAUGGACCGUCUGGUUAUACAGUAUUUUGGAGAUCAGCUUAUGAUGGUGAAUUAGAUGAUAUAUAUCGAAUGAAUCAUUGUCAAAGUCCUACAAGUCAACAACACCAACAACAUUCUGUAUCUAUGUCUUCAUCAUUUCGGAAAAAUCAUACAGUUGCUCCACCUCCACCACCACCACCACCUGCUCUCCCACCAUCAUCUUUAUGUAUACCGCCAAAUCUUGUUCGUCGUGGUCGUCCAUCUUCUGGACCAUCUUCCUCAAUAUAUUAUUGUGCUAAUGAUUCAGAUGAUCGUUCUGUACAUUUAGCAUCAACUGGCCGUUCUCUUCAUCCUACUGCUUGGAAACCUGGUGGAGUAGCAAUAUGUUCUACAAAUCGAGAAAUAAUUCCAUCAGUGAAUAAACCAUCAUGUAUACCCAAAUUUCAUGAUGAUGACUCCAAGGAAACUACUUAUUUACCAGGUGAUGGAAUUCUACGAUUUUAUAUUCGCGGACGUCCAGUCAAUGUUUAUAUGCCUACGCAAAUUAUGCAUAAUUAUGAUUUGUCAAUUCCAUUGAAAGCACCGGAUACGACGUUGAAAUUGGAAUGGAUUUAUGGUUAUCGUGGGCGAGACUGUCGAAAUAAUUUACAUUAUCUUCCAACUGGAGAGUUAAUUUAUUUUGUUGCAGCUGUUGUAGUAUUGUAUAAUAUUGAAGAGCAAUGUCAAAGACAUUAUUUGGAACAUACUGAUGAUGUAAAAUGCAUUGCUAUCCAUCCUGAUCGUAUUACUGUGGCUACUGGUCAGUCUGCAGGACAUGAUAAACAGUUUGGAAAACCACAUGUACGAAUUUGGAGUUCAGUCGAUUUGAAAACACUGAAAAUUAUUGGUUUAGGCGAAUUUGAACGUUCAGUUUGUUGUUUGUCUUUUUCAAAAACGGAUAACGGAGUUAAAUUAUGUGCAGUUGACGAAGCUACAGAUCAUGUAAUUUCAAUAUGGGAUUGGCAGAAAAGUCGCAAAAUAACGGAAACUAAAUGUUCCACAGAACCAAUAACAGCUGUUGAAUUUCAUCCAUUAGAUGAUGCAACCCUUGUAACUGGUGGUAAAGGUCAUUUAGCAUUUUGGACAUUUGAUGGAUGUACACUAAGUAAAAAGAUGGGAAUAUUUGAAAAUGGUAAACAGCCAAUCGAUAAACCUAAAUUUAUACUUUGUUUAACAUUUGCUGAAAAUGGUGAUCUACUGACUGGUGAUUCUGCUGGGAAUAUUAUUGCAUGGAAACGAGGUACAAAUACAGUGAAUCAAAUAUGUCAAGGUGUACAUGAAGGUGGUAUAUUUUCAUUAUGUUUAACAAAUAAUGGACAUCUUAUAUCUGGUGGUGGGAAAGAUCGUCGUUUAGUAUUCUUUGAUGCAGCUCUUAAUCCAACUGGUCAUACUGAAGAAUUAACUGAAUUAUAUGGUGCUGUAAGAACUAUUACACAAGGUCCUGGAGAGUUGUUAAUUAUUGGCACAACAAAGAAUAUGAUACUACAGGCUGGUCCUGGUAUGGAAAUAAGUCCUUUAAUGUUUGGUCAUUCUGAAGAAUUUUGGAGUCUUGCUAAACAUCCACAAGCUCAUCAAUUUUUAACUGGUGGACGUGAUCAUUUAGUAAUUCUAUGGGAUUCAUUAUCAAAACAAGCUAUUUGGUCAAAAGAAUUCACUGAUGCUAUACAUUGUGCUGCAUUCUAUCCACUUCAAUCAGUUUCAAUAACAAAUGGGACUAUGAGUCCAGUUAAUAAUAAUGAUAAUAAUAUUAAUGAUAAUAAUAUAAUUGAUGAAACAAAUAAUUUAGAUUUCAAUGUAUCACUGAUGAAUUCACAUGAUUUAUUAGUAGUAUUAGGCACAAGUACAGGACGUUGGUUAGUAUUCAAUUGUUUAAAACAAGAAAUAAUUGCUGCACAUUCCGAUGGACUUGGUGAACAGAUCGAAUGUGUUGCAUAUUCACCUGAUGGAAAUUACUUAGCUCUUGGUUCACGAGAUAAUGUUAUUUAUGUAUAUAAUGUGUUAGAACGUGGCUACAAAUAUAAUCGUGUUGGACGAUGUUGCGGUCAUAGUAGUUUUAUCCUGCACAUUGAUUGGUCUGUAGAUGGGCGAUUUUUACGUUCUGUAUCAGGAGAUUAUGAAAUACUGUUCUGGACUGCAUUUGAUUGUAGACAAGUUGUCUCACCUAGUACACUACGUGAUUUAGAAUGGGCUAGUCAAACAUGUACACUUGGUUGGGAAGUAGCUGGAAUUUGGCCAUCUGAUUCAGAUGGUACUGAUGUUAAUGCUUGUGAUCAUAGUCCAACUGCUGAUAUUUUAGCUACUGGAGAUGAUUAUGGAAAAGUUAAACUAUUCAAAUAUCCAACUAAUAAACCAAAGGCUGAAUUUCGUGCUUAUAAUGGUCAUUCAAGUCAUGUGACAAAUGUAACAUUUUUAUAUGAUGGAUCUAGAUUAAUAUCUAUUGGGGGCAAAGAUACAGCUGUAUUACAAUGGGAAGUAUGUAUUUAACACAUGAUAUUAUAUGAUAAAUACAUAUUCAUCAUUUAUUUAAUCAGUUUCUUCUUCUUCUUCUUCAGUAUUGUUCAUAGUUAUUAUUCUCAUUUUCUAUUCAUACUCUCACCAUAUCAUCCAUCUACAACUCAAUGAUACGUUUGAGGGCAAUAAAAAUAAAAAGAGUCAUUCUAAUGCUGUCUGUAUGGUUUUCUGAUGCCUUCAAAUUUAAAUGUAUUUGUCAUAAUCAUUCAUUAUUCAUAAAGUAUGAUUAUGUCUGUGUGCAAUACAUUUACAAUUACGGAAGAAUACCAUUUAGUAUAGUUCAUUUAUUGUUAUAGUCGAUAACCUCUCUUCUUAUUAAAAUUAUUAACAUGUUUGUUUUGCUAAUGUUACUAUUUCUCUCCAAUCCAACCCCCCCCCGAAAAACGCUUGUUUUUCUUUUUUACAAAUAUACCAUAUUAUUAAAAUGUUUAUUGAUUUAUUUAUUUAAAAAAAAAAUAAACUGCAUCGUUUCCUCGUGAUAAAACAGAGAAAUAUAUACUACUACUGUUUACUCACCUACCUAUCUAUCUAUCUACCUAUCUGCUUACUUAUUUGUCUCUUCUCAUACUUAUCGAUGAUUUUUCCUCGUUGCUCACUUUCUCUUUUUUUUCUCUUUCUUAUUUUAUCAUCAUUCGUGACAUUUUAGUUUUGUUAAUUUGGGUAAAAAUAAUUGUCAAUUUUUUGUUUACAUGAAGCGAGUAUUAUUAUUAUUAGUAUUAUUAUUAUUAUUAUUAUUAUUAUUAUUAUUAUUAUUA